UCCUCUCCCCUUUUUUUUUUGUCUCCUUCUCCCUACCGUUGUUUUCUCCCUUACCAUCGGCUAAUACAAAGGGGGGAAGAGAGAGUUGCAGCGAAAAGGGUCCUUGGAUUUGUUGGUCAUGGGCACCUUAGUAGGUCAUGUUGCGCCAGGGUUUGGGUUCCUGGUGAUUGGGCUGUGGCACCUCGUUAACCAUAUCAGGCUCUACUCCAUCAACCCCAACUCCUACGUCGCCCCGCCAUGGUUUCCCUCUCCUCUCCUCGGGAGGCAUCUCGAGCUGACGCUUAUCAUGUUUGGGAGCGUCGCUUCCAUCUCCAUGGAGCUGUUCAUUGGCCCCGAAGCCCACCAGCCUUUCGACGCCGACGGGACCAUCCCGUCCAACCAUCUCCACAACUUCGAGCACGCCUCCAUCUCCCUCACCUUCUUGAUCUACGCCGCCUUCGCCGUGGCGUUGGACCGCGCGAAGCUGAGGAACCGCGACUCGCUGACGCAGCUGCUCGGCGCGGUCGCCUUCAGCCAGCAGCUCCUCAUGUUCCACCUCCACUCGGCUGACCACAUGGGCGUGGAGGGCCAGUACCACUGGCUGCUGCAGCUGGUCAUCGUCGUGUCGCUGGCGACCACGCUCAUCGGCAUCGGGCGGCCGCGGAGCUUCCCGGUGAGCUUCGUGCGGUCGGCGAGCAUCGCGUUCCAGGGGGUCUGGUUCAUCAUCAUGGGCUACGUGCUGUGGACGCCGAGCUUGAUCCCCAAGGGGUGCUUCAUGAACAUGGAGGUGGGGCACUACGUCGUCCGUUGCCGCAGCGACGAGGCGCUCGACCGCGCCAAGUCACUGGUUAACCUACAAUUCAGCUGGUGCCUGGCUGCCAUGGCGGUACUCUCCAUGUUGCUCUACUUGUUCCUGAUCAAAACAUACCCUGAGGAGCCGCAGUACAUACCUUUGGUGGAGGACGCAGUUGGAGAGGAGGAUGAGGAGGACUUGGAGUGCCAUAAGAAGAUGAUAGACUCUGAGAGUCUUGGUCAUAAGGGGCAAACGUUAAGGGCCAUCGAACUGGAAAAGUAAGAGAAGGGUCCUAUGGGUCAGGUGUGCUUUUCACUUUGUUUAAUGGCACAGGACAUCUGUGCCUGUUCCAUCUGUCUCUGUGUUGAUGAAUGCUUUGUGAAGUGGAGCAGAUCUUUGGCGAAGCCAACUUUGAUUUGGAAUACAUACUUGUAAACUUGUUGUACAAAUCGUUCCACAUUCUUGUCUUUCA
This is a messenger RNA of Musa acuminata subsp. malaccensis (wild Malaysian banana), 1244 nucleotides long. RefSeq lists its product as uncharacterized. Lineage: Eukaryota; Viridiplantae; Streptophyta; Magnoliopsida; Zingiberales; Musaceae. The record is from RefSeq and is a predicted model, not a curated record.